UCGAGUUCAGUGUUUAAAUUAAUAUCGCUAGUUACAAAUAUAUUAAUUGUCCAAAAAUAAUAUAUUGUAAAUCUGCAGUCUCCCUUCUGCGAUCGCGCGUAGCAAAAAUAUGUAUACAAUACGCUUACCACCCUGCUUAGUGUUCGCACCAUACCAGUCGCAUGCCAGUCCAGUUAUUGAGAGCUACUGUACUGGCUAAGUGUGAACCAGGCAAAAGAGAUAAAUCUAAAAAUAUUUGGGUGGAGACAGAUUCGAUCAAUAAAUCAAAAGGCCCACCAUUGCGCAGGACAGACAACGAUCUUGCGAAACCAUGGCGCAUGCUCAGGUCCUGCGGCGUUUAUAGUCGCGCCCGCCCCAUUGCAGAGCUUUCAACCGCGCAGAGGAGCGAGCUUGUGCCGCGCUGUUGGCUUGAGCUUUCCAGUUUUUUUGGCAAUCGUUUGUUGCAAAUCUUGGACUGCAUGAUGGAGAAUUUCGACUCGGAGCAUCCGGAUGAUUCAAAAGAUGAUAUAAAAGGCGGAAGCUGGGCCGGGCCGCCGCUGCCUUCAUCGCCGCCGCUGCCUUCAUCGCCACUGGCGGGACCAUCGUUUCCGAGGCCGAAACCGGGAGAGCCGGUAGGCCACGGCGCUAUCAAACGAUUCCCUCCCGCAGAACCGAAGAAAAGGGAGUCGCCAAGGCCACAAAAUCAGCAGCCCCCUCAGUGGCAGCCCCUCCAGUGGCAGCCUCCCCUAUGGCAGCCCCUUCAGAGGCAGCGCCCCCAGUGGCAUGUCCCCGUGGAGCAGCUCCCCCUGGGGCAGCGCCCCCAGUGGCAUCACCCCGUGGAGCAGCCCCCCCUGGGGCAGCGCCCUCAGUGGCAUCUCCCCGUGGAGCAGGUCCCCCUGGGGCAGCCCUCACACAGGCCACCCCCCCCGGUACACCUCUUCCAGGGGCAGCCCCCCCACCCUCAGAGGCUGCACCGCCAGGGGCAGCGCCCCCAGCGGCACCGCCCCGCGGGGCUGCUCCCACAGUGGCAGCGCCCCCAGGGGCAGCGCCUCCAGGGGCAGCGCCCCCAGGGACAGCGCCCCCAGGGACAGCGCCCCCAGGGGCAGCGCCCCCAGUGGCAGCGCGCCCAGGGGCAGCGGCCCCAGGGGCAGCUUCACCCCAGAAGGCAGCAGCUCCUCCAGAUACCGGAAUGCUGCCAGAUGCCAUUUCCCAAUGAGUGGCCUCACUACGCAGAGUUGCCGCAAGGCAGUUUGAUGGGAAGGAGUGGCUCGAUCCCUGAGAUAGAUCGUGUGCUGGAGAAGCUGUGGGCAACGAUGAGAUACGAUGUUGGCAAAAUUCACGUGAUUCUUACUGCAAAAAAGUAUGACAUCGAGCGGGAGGCAGACGCCUAUGCUGAGACAGACUUGUUGAGGCUGCUGCCCAACUUCGUAAAGCUCGUCCGGAGCAUAAAGGGAAAUCUUAACUUAAAGUUAAACAUCCCUGAGUACGAGGAUGUCUCCGUGAAACGGCUAGAGUUCAUCUCCGACGACACGGCGUACCUCGAGUUGAUUGUCCAGUAAGAACCCCUCCUCGAGCGACAACGACGAUGCAUUCCACUUUAUGAAAACAAACAUCACGCUUGCAGCCGCGCGCUUCUUCUGCUUUGCUGUCGCCGAAAUAUUGGCCGUGAAACUCAAGUUCCCCAAAUAAAUAGACAUACACUCAAUGUAUAACGCUUAAUGAAUGUUUGCUUUAAAUGUACUCCAUUACAUAGUAAAAUAAGUUAGACUUAAGAGUACGAUUUAUUAUAAAUUGAUAGGCAUUUGAAUGCCAUUUAAACAAUUUUAACAAUUAAAUAUGUCUCACUGUUCUUGAAAUAGACAUGUAAAUGGAAUUCGAUGAUGCGACACGAAAGUGUGUAUGACCAGGUCCGGAGCUAGGCGUCGCGUCGUAUUUAAAGAUUACGAAUCGAAUAUAUCGUAACAUGAGUUAUAGAAGGCGUAAACGCGGGUGGUGAUAUUUACGAGUAUAUUGUAUUCGUACUUUAAUGUUAAAGUUGUUUACGGUUUAGAUAAGCUGGUCUACUGAAUGCGGACCUGUUCAACGAGAUUAAACUACAUGGUAGAGAGUAGAGACUUUAUUGUUAAUGAUGACUAUAUGAAAUUUCUAGAUGUAACGUCACUAUGAUGUAUUAUAUGAAAUUAUUUAUGUAACAUAAAGAUUUCUUAAACAAGGUGAUAAGUACAAUAACCCAUGUAUGCCAAAUGCGGCUAAAUAACUUAGUUUGAAUAACUAUGUUACUAAUUAAUUGACUACAAAUCGUCAAUUAAACAAAUCAAGUAUUGUAUUGCAAUGGCUUGGAGGUUCUCUUUAUGUACAUAGUAUAUUAUGAGAGUAAUUUGGAAAUUAGAAUCUGGCGAUUGAACUAAGUUUUCAGUUCGAAACUGUAAAGAAAAAAGAAAUAAAACAAGCCUUCAUUAGUUAUUAAAGAUACAAAAUGAACGAUGUAUUUAAAGAGAAGCUGUUAAAAGCCACUCGACUUUAUUUGCGCAGAUUCUGCCGUCUUUGUUUCGUUAUGAUAUUUCGCGCUCCGCUUUAUUUAGGUCCGCUUUAACGGCAACGUAUUUUGUGAUUGACUACCUUUUGCUCAAAUCUUCGUCCUCGUGCAAUUUAAAAGUAACUAUUCAGAUUUGAAACGUAUUUUACUCAGUGAUAAUUGAACUUACUAACGACAAAAGGUUUUGGAAAUAGAUAUAGUAAUUUUUGAGUUUAUUAGUUAUACAAAAUUACAUAUAUUAAAAAAAAAUCUUUAUAAAAUUAUUCUUUAUUGUAUGAUCAUAAUGUUGUAUUGUUAUAUAUCUUGUAUAAAAGAUUAGAUAUAUACUUUUUGAUGUUUAUACAUGUUUUAACUUUGAUGUGAUAAACAUUCGGUAUGAAGUGCGUUAACGCACGCAUACGCUGACUGGUGGAAGCGACGCAGGUCGUGUCGUGCUCCUCUGCUGUUGCGUCCUCUGCAGCCACCCGUUACCGAGCACUUAGUGCGCUCACUUACAACGACCCCCAAAUUAUAUUUACUACAAACUAUUUCAAUAUUCCUAUCUUUGAGGCUAUAAAUAUCUUAAAAUGUUAUACAUGUUUUGUAACGAGUUAUAUAUUCGAUGCGUAUUAAUUUAUUGUACCUACAGAUAUCUUCUCUACUUUCUAAACAACAUAGUUGUGUACAAGCUUUAAUAAUUUAUUUAAUGCAUUUAUUAUAUUUAUUUAUUAAUAAAGUUUGCUCAAUUUAAGUUAUCAUAACUGUUUGCGAACUAUAAAACAUUAGGAAUACGAUUCAAAAUUCGUUAUAAUAUGAAGAUAUCUGUGCAACAUCUCGCAUGUGUUGCAUUUUAAUUAACAUAUGUUACUGUAAAACUCCGAACGUCAAUAAAUUCUAACAUUUACCAACUAUUUCUGGAGAAAUUCUGAAAAAAUGAAUACAGCUUUUACUGUUUCGCACAAUUUCCUUCAAGAAUAUUUCGCACAAUUGAUCACAAAUAGUUGGUAAAUCUUGGUUUUUAAAGUAGUUUAGUUUUGACAAUACAUGCGUGCUAUAGUAAUCAAGUAUAUGAAAGUCUAUUGAUAGAGUGUACUCCAUUGAGGUGUUUGACGGCUACCACGGCUACGAUUGUCGUAGUAACACCCACUGUCGCACCUGAACUCUGUCAAGUGGUGACUUGCUGUGUUCACAUCGACUUGUGAGUGGAUCAGUACAAUGUAACUAUUAGUGGACUAUAUUACUCGUAGUAGUUUAUUAUAUUGUAAUAAGUAUGAUGUAUCUCCUUUGGCCGAGGGCAAUCCGGUAUUGUAACUUCGCUGCCCUUAGGGUAACAUUUUCCAUUAGGCAGUAGACAACUACAAAGUGUAACAAGUAAUCAUAAGUAAAUGUGGCCAAACGAGUUUAUAAUAGGAGCUGAUUGAAAAAACGUAUGCUAGAAAGAUAUAUGAUAUGGAAGGACUGAUUUGGAAACAUUCAUUUAUGUCAUUGUAAAGUUAUCUCAAGUUAAAUUACUCGUAGCUUUAAAUCUAACGUACGGGGGAUGUUAUCCUCGUCUUCAUUCGUUUGUACUAUUGUACGUGACUGUUUGGAAUUAAGAGUAGGCAGGUUUAACGACAUGGUAUAUCAAAAUUCCGAAUUAAGGUUUUGAAUUUUAACUGAAUGUUAAAAUUUUGGUCCAGGAUUAGUUAGGUCUGGUAAAUUGAAGGGUAUUUUCGAACGUUAUUUUAGAGAAGUGACAACAUCUGGAAUGGUAAUGGCAUAAUCUAGUAUUUUAUGUGAUCUUGUUCGUAGCGAUUUGUCUGUCUGUGUAUUCGAUGUGCUGCUCUAUUUACUUCAA
Molecule: messenger RNA, 4331 nt
Organism: Papilio polytes (common Mormon)
Lineage: Eukaryota; Metazoa; Arthropoda; Insecta; Lepidoptera; Papilionidae
Product: AP2-associated protein kinase 1-like
Exons: 7
Coding region: 162-1538 (458 amino acids)
Source: RefSeq, a predicted model, not a curated record